UCUCAUUUAUUUGAAAGAGAUGGCAGAAGCUUUGGUGAAGUUCUUCCUACAGAGAUUGAAUUCUCUACUACGACAAACAAUCGAAAUCUUCUACGGACUUGAACAUCAAAUGGAGUGUCUAAUAACCACACUUGGGGAUAUCUUAAAGUUUUCUGGUGAACUAUGGAGUGCAAAAGCCGAUGCUAGCACUUCUAGUUGGAUAAAUGUCCUGAGAGAUAUAAUUCGAGACGCAGAUGAUCUGAUAGAUGAAUUCAUCAUUCAGAUGGAUCAGCAAAGGUCGUCUGAUAGGUCUGAGUUGACCAAGAGCUUCGCAAAUGGAUUGCAGGAAAUAGUAUCUCGUCUUGCCAGAACUAUCCACAAAAUGGAAGAACUGAAAAAUUCAAGUACUGUCAAAGGAGACAAUGAAUCUGAUAUAAAUAACCCUCAGGAGAUAGAAGAAGGUCAGACAUCAGCACAAGGAAAACCCAGUGCCAUUGGAGGAGAGGAGAAAGAUAACGAGGAAAACUCUCCUGAAACUGAAGGAAGCCAGACAGCAGAAGCCAAAAAUUCAAUUACCAUUGAAGAGGAAGAUAACAAGGAAAGCUCUCAUGAAAUAGGAGGCCAGACAGCAUCACCGGCUGCUUCUCAAGUCCUGAUGAAUUAUACUGACUUACCUUAUUACCUUCAAUCCUGUUUGAUGUAUUGUUGUAUCUUCCCCAUCAAUCACCGAAUAAGCAAAGGGAAACUGAUUCGAUUAAUGGUGGCCGAAGGCCUGGCACAAGAAAAGCCAGGGCAAUUAAUGGAGGAUACAGCGCAAGAAAACAUCAGCGAACUAAUCAACCAGGGAAUAAUCCAAGUCAAGGAUGAACACAUAGGAGAGGGGGCUUAUUUGACUGUCAACCCUCAUUGGCAUGAAAUCAUUCUUUGCAAGAUGGAGGAAGAAAACUUCAUUACUGCAUUUACCGGUGCACAUUCUUUAAUUCCCCAUACUGCCCACCAUGUUUCAGUUUAUUCAAACCUGACAACAGUUGCACCCCAAUUAAAAAAUGUCCGCCCUCGAGGUUUGUUCUUCUUGGGGAGUCAAGAUCUCUCUAGAGACCAUGGGAAUUGGUUAAAUUUCAAUGGGGCAAAAUUUUUACGGAUCCUCGAUCUAGAACGUACAAAGAUCAAGAGAUUACCAGAUGAAGUGGGAGACCUGAUACACCUGACAUAUAUUGGCUUAAAGCACACAGAUAUAAAUGAGCUUCCACCAAGCCUUGGUAAUUUACGAGCCCUGCAAACUUUGGACCUCAAAUACUGUGGGGACCUUGCAGCACUGCCACACGAGGUCCUAAGCCUGGUACAAUUGAGGCACAUCAAAAUGUACAAGAGAUUAAAUGUUGGUGGAGUGAAGCUACCACCAGGAAUUGAGAGGUUGAGAAAUAUUUUGAGCCUCACAGGUAUAAAUGCUGGUAGUGGUACUGCACAAGAAUUGAGUAACCUGAGUCAUCUCAGAAGAUUGGGAGUGCUGGAUGUGGCCGAAGAGAAUGUUGGUGACCUCUUUGCUUCUAUUAUGAUGAUGCAGAGCCUUCUGAGCCUGUCUGUAGAAGCAAAACAUUUCAUUGAAGGAACACUUGUCCUCUUGGAAUCGUUCUUGCCCCCACCACUUCUUGAGAAACUUCAACUCGAAGGACGUCUAGAAAGGAUACCAAGUUGGUUUAGCUCAAUGGAAAGGCUCACAAAGCUUAGAUUAGGUUUUUCUCAUCUGUCUGAAAACCCAGCAUUGUUACUUCAGGACCUACCUAAUCUGAAAAUAUUAAUCCUGUGGCAUGCUUAUGAUGGAAAAAAGUUAGGGAAAGAAUUCUGCAGGGUUGGGGGAUUCCCCAAGCUAGAGAUUCUCACCAUUAGUUCACAUGUUCUGGAAGAAUGGACAGAGAUAGAAGAUGAAGCACUACCGAGAUUGCAAUAUCUCCACUUGCGUAACUGUCUAAAUCUGAGGAUGCUCCCAGAAGGACUGCAGUUUGUAACCACAUUGAAGCACCUGACAUUAAUACCUUUACUUAAUGAGCAAGUACAAAGGUUGAAACCUGGUGGAGGAGAGGAAAAUUACAAGAUCAGGUACAUUCCACAGAUAUCAUACAUGCCUAUGUCUGAUCUGCAAGAUUCAUUUCCAUUACCACCAUGCACACCCACUGAGGAGGGAGAUAUGUUGGGGUGAAGAGAAGUUUUAGGAAUCAAGUUAUGUUGACCUGGCACAUUCUGUACUUUAGAGAUUUGACUUUGCACAUAUGCGUGUGUGAGUGUGGAUCUAUUCUCUUUUAUGUUAUUUGUGUGGGAAAAGCUAGGUUUAGCACAAACUGGGACUUUAUAUUAAGAUUCUUACAGGUUCAAAGAAUCAAAUUAAUUAUUUGUAAUUUAUAUUUGAUCAAAUCCUAUUAACAGUUGUGCCUAACACAUUCUCUGUAAUCAAAGGAUUGCUGGAGUUCAAUCACACACUAAGUACAUUAAGG
Molecule: messenger RNA, 2468 nt
Organism: Pistacia vera
Lineage: Eukaryota; Viridiplantae; Streptophyta; Magnoliopsida; Sapindales; Anacardiaceae
Product: disease resistance protein RPM1-like
Exons: 1
Coding region: 20-2176 (718 amino acids)
Biological process (GO): defense response to other organism
Source: RefSeq, a predicted model, not a curated record